CCCGCAACCGCAAAGUAAACAAACGUAGCACCACCAUCAUCACCGAAAGAACAGCACCUGCGCCGCCCUGAACCAUCACAUCGCCAAACCACCCGCUACCGCCGCAAUGUCGUCAAAGGAAUCAUCCAAGUCCAAGGAUAAAUCUAAGGUCCACAAGCUCUCCCUCAAGGGCAGCGCCCGCCUGGUGGCCGAAUUCUUCCAAUACUCCAUCCACAGCAUCCUGUUCCAGCGAGGUGUCUACCCAGCGGAAGACUUUACAGCCGUCAAGAAAUAUGGUUUGAACAUGCUGGUCUCGGCCGAUGACCAGGUCAAGGCAUACAUCAAGAAGAUCAUGUCCCAGUUGGACAAGUGGAUGGUUGGUGGCAAGAUCUCCAAGCUUGUCAUUGUCAUCACGGACAAAGACACAGGCGAGCAUGUUGAGCGAUGGCAAUUCGAUGUCCAAAUCUUCCAAACGACAAAGUCCAAGUCCAAGUCCAAGUCCAAACCUAGCGACCAAGAAAAUGUCGCCGGCGCCACCCCGGCCGCACCCGCCGAGAAGACGGAGCCCGAAAUCCAGGCCGAGAUCGCCGCCAUCUUCCGCCAGAUCACCGCCUCCGUCACCUUCCUGCCCCAGCUCAGCGGCGACUGCACCUUCAACGUCCUCGUCUACGCCGACGCCGACAGCGAGGUCCCCGUCGAAUGGGGCGACUCCACCGCAAAGGAGAUCGAGAACGGCGAGAGGGUCCAGCUGCGUGGCUUCAGCACCGCCAGCCACCGCGUCGACACCCUGGUGAGCUACCGGCUGGCGGAGUAAUGGUGGCGAUAGAACAAGACACGCAGACAUACAGGAGGCGGAGGAACGAGAGUCGCAGGUUCGGAACCAGAUUCACUCCUACGACAAGGCAUACAUAAUGAACAAAGAACGGCCAAGACGGCCGGGAUGGCGUUGGGCGGCGUGAGGGUUUUUUUGUCUUGAUUCACAUUACUUCAACAUGGUGUUGACAGA
Messenger RNA from Ilyonectria robusta, 985 nucleotides. RefSeq names its product DNA-binding protein. Gene Ontology annotation, cellular component: kinetochore; cytoplasm; nucleoplasm. Gene Ontology annotation, biological process: mitotic spindle assembly checkpoint signaling. The record is from RefSeq and is a predicted model, not a curated record. Bases 107 to 793 code for a protein of 228 amino acids. Lineage: Eukaryota; Fungi; Ascomycota; Sordariomycetes; Hypocreales; Nectriaceae. The transcript is spliced from 5 exons.